Daphnia carinata is the source of this 1629-nucleotide messenger RNA. Its product is annotated as aromatic-L-amino-acid decarboxylase-like. The transcript is spliced from 11 exons. Bases 94 to 1536 code for a protein of 480 amino acids. Gene Ontology annotation, molecular function: pyridoxal phosphate binding; aromatic-L-amino-acid decarboxylase activity. NCBI's taxonomy places the organism in Eukaryota, Metazoa, Arthropoda, Branchiopoda, Diplostraca, Daphniidae. The record is from RefSeq and is a predicted model, not a curated record. Gene Ontology annotation, biological process: amino acid metabolic process; serotonin biosynthetic process; catecholamine metabolic process.
CUGUUCUUCUCAGUUCUUUUUCUUGGACGACAAGCAACGCGCGCUUCUGUUUGAUUUGCAUUCUAAAUAAGUAGUGUUUUUGUUCAUUCAAAGAUGAACGCGCAACAAUUUCGAGCUGCCGCCCACGAAAUGAUCGACUUUAUCAUCGACUAUCUGGAAAACAUACGUAGCAGGCGUGUUCUACCAACAGUUCAGCCUGGUUACAUACGGGAAAUGAUUCCUGAAGCUGCUCCGGAACGCGGGGAGCCGUGGCAGGCCAUUUUCCAGGACAUUGAACGCAUCAUUAUGCCUGGAGUCACGCAUUGGCAUUCUCCUCAUUUUCACGCUUAUUUCCCGACGGGAAACUCUUGGCCGGCUAUUCUGGCUGACAUGUUGAGCGACGCUAUCGGCUGCAUUGGUUUUUCAUGGAUUGCGAGUCCUGCUUGCACUGACCUGGAAGUAGUCAUGAUGGAUUGGCUGGGACAAUUAUUAGGUUUACCCUCUCAGUUCCUUGCUUGUUCCGGGGGUACAGGAGGUGGGGUAAUUCAGGGAACAGCAAGUGAAGCUACACUUGUAGCUCUCUUGGCGGCCAAAUCCAAAGCCAUUAAACGUUUGAAGUUAAUGGACUCAAACAUCGAUGAAAGCCAAAUCGUUGGUAAUCUGUUGGCCUAUUCGUCAGACCAGUCUCAUUCGUCGGUAGAAAGGGCUGGUAUUCUGGCCGGCGUUCGUGUUCGUCUUCUUCAGACUGACGAAUUUUUCAGUCUGCGGGGAGAAACUCUCAAAUUGGCCAUGGAAGAAGACAGAGCCAAAGGAUUCAUCCCUUUUUUCGUUACCGCAACUUUGGGUACCACUCCUUCCUGCGCUUUCGAUGACCUUUCCGAGAUUGGAUCCGUUUGCCAAGAGUUCCAGAACAUUUGGCUCCACGUUGACGCCGCAUACGCUGGCUCAGCAUUCAUUUGUGACGAAUAUCGUCAUUAUUUAAACGGCCUUGAAAUGGCUGACUCUUUCAACUUUAAUCCACACAAAUGGCUAUUAAUCAAUUUCGACUGUUCCGCCAUGUGGUUGAAAAAUGCCAAUGACGUGGUGGAUGCUUUCAACGUGGACCCUUUGUACCUGAAACAUGAUCGACAGGGACAAGCCCCAGAUUACAGGCAUUGGCAGAUCCCCCUUGGCAGACGAUUCCGUUCAUUGAAGCUCUGGUUCGUCAUGCGCUCUUCCGGGGCAGAGGGCCUGCGGGGUCACAUCCGCCAGCAGAUUCAGCUGGCUAAUGAAUUCCACCAACUCGUUGCUAAAGAUGACCGUUUCGAAAUUCCUGUACCACCUGCCAUGGGCCUUGUUUGCUUCCGUAUGAAGGGAGAAAACAGUCGGAACGAGGCACUACUGAAAAGAAUUAACGACUCUGGACGCAUACACAUGGUACCGGCCAAACUUCGUGGACAAUUUGUUCUCCGCUUAGCUGUCUGCUCUCGUUACACUGAAUCACGCGAUAUCGUUUAUGCUUGGCAAGAGGUCAGCAGUCAAGCCGACAAUCUCAUGGGCCAGCCAGAAUUGCUGUAACAUUCAUGACCAUUUUUAAAUGUUAUUUGAUGUUUUUUUUCCCUGUUUUGCUUAUAAUAUAUGUAUACAGCAACCUUCAAAAACAAAAUUAAA